AUGACAGCUCUAUCCAAGGCCGCCACCAAGGCGUCGACUCGCCUUUUCCUCCUCGUCUUCACAUUAAUACUUGCCCUCUCUACACAUACCCACCAUUAUACCUUUGCUCAGACGGCACCUCCAUUUACCCCUGUUCCAGUUUGGGCCCCAGCAUCUGUCAAGACGGCAACUCGCCUCUUCAUUCUUAGUGGCUACAGUACACUUACCCCAGCAGCCGACACCAACAUCGCAGCCCCCACUGCAGACCAAUUCUUCUUUCUCGAUCUUGCAAAAUCAUGGACGAGCUCGGCUCCCGCAUGGACUUUGGUCACCCCAGCGAGUACUGGUUUGGCCAAUCCCCAACAAGUCAACUUUCCGGGGACAUCCUCAUCCGACCAAAAAAAGCUUUACUUCUUUGGCAUCCCCGGCCCUAACUCCGUCUACCAGUUUAAUCUCGACACUGCACAAUGGUCUCCUGCGAAAGCCUCUUUCCUGGAACCCACUCGAAAAGGAUCUGGGACUGUGACAGACCCUAGCACAAACCUGGUUUAUAUGGCAGGAGGAUAUUCAGGUACCAAUUUGAUGAACAUUUGGAAUCCUUCAACGGGUCAAAUCUCCAAUAUGAGUUUGCCGAAUCCUCCUGCCUUUCCGUAUAGAACAUACUACACCAAUGUAUAUUGUCAGGCGAGACAGAGCAUUUUGUAUUUCGGUGGUGUUGGUUCAACGAUUGUCAUGGCCUAUGUGACAGAGUUCCGACCAAAGCAGGGGACGUUCACUACGCUGACUACUCCAGGAACUGCUCCCUCGGCAAGAGCAGACCACUGCAUGGCAAUAAACGAUGACAGCACAAAGCUAAUCGUAUUCGGAGGACAUGGGCUGCCACAGAACAGUCCGACGAGCAAUGAGAUAUUCAUCCUCGACAUCCCCACUCUGACUUGGAGUUCUGGUAGUCCUAGUCCUCAGCCCCAGGUGUAUGCUGCCUGCGCUAUUGCCGGAGACCAGUUCAUUGUCUGGGGUGGGCUCUAUUCUGACACCCAGAUAGCCUCUACAGAUGUGCACAUCUACAACAUAACAUCCAAUACCUGGAUCAAUCAAUACACAGCACCAGCAGCCUACCAAAGUCUGAACGUACCACCAAUACCCAAUGUCAAAUCAACGACCAUAUCAUCAGGACCUUCCGGGACAGGAUCAGCAAAUCCUUCCCUAGUAUCUGAAACGGGAACAGGUCAAUCCUCGGACGUUGGUGGCAUUGUUGGUGGAGUCGUCGGAGGUUUGGCUGUGAUUGCAGCUAUUGCAGGAUUUCUAUUCUACCGACGACGACGGAUUCACCGAGUACCCUCUCCUUCGGAUCCGGUUAGGAUCGUCGAUAAGGAAGUGAUCGAGACUAGAGAUUCCAGUCCCAAGCCAGGAAACAGUAGCGGACUACGGGAGAUUAAAAAGCACAGUCCUCAGGCCAUUACGAUCGAAGGAGCACGUAUACCAGACCGGUACCAAGGCCCACAGGCUCUCGCUAGCGAAUCAAACAAUUCGAGCCACUCGCUCGAUAUGAGAUUGAAAGGGAUCGACAAUCAGCUUCAACAUUUGGAACUCCAACGACUACACCUGAUCCUGGAAGAGCAAAAGGCUCAACUUCGAAUGGAAAACUCGAGACAAAACCCUCAAACCUUCUCAUAG
Molecule: messenger RNA, 1653 nt
Organism: Linnemannia hyalina
Lineage: Eukaryota; Fungi; Mortierellomycota; Mortierellomycetes; Mortierellales; Mortierellaceae
Source: the annotation of a GenBank genome assembly